Nyctereutes procyonoides (raccoon dog) is the source of this 7603-nucleotide messenger RNA. It is a transcript of the gene BOC, whose product is annotated as BOC cell adhesion associated, oncogene regulated. Gene Ontology annotation, molecular function: protein binding. Gene Ontology annotation, biological process: cell-cell adhesion; axon guidance; nervous system development. Lineage: Eukaryota; Metazoa; Chordata; Mammalia; Carnivora; Canidae. Bases 542 to 4018 code for a protein of 1158 amino acids. The transcript has 23 exons. The record is from RefSeq and is a predicted model, not a curated record. Gene Ontology annotation, cellular component: plasma membrane; axon.
CCGGGUGCGCCGGGCGCGGCGUCCCCUGCCUUGUGCUCCUGCCGCCGCCGCCGCCGCCGCGACCCCGGCUUCCUGGCGCGGGGACCCUGAGCCCCGGCCCGCGGUGUCAGCCGGCGCGCGCGCAGCACACUCGCCCUUGCACACACACGCACUCACGCCCGCCGCAGCCGCACGCGCCCGCACGCGCCCGCCCUCCCCGGCCGGCAACCGCUCGGGCCGGGGCUCCUUGGGGCUCCUUUGUGCUCCCGCGGCGGCCGCCCUCCGGCUCGGUGAGCCCGCGGGUGUCGCGGUGCGGGGCGUGUGGCCGUGCGCCGCGGUGCCGGGUGGCUCCCUCCGGCCGGCCGCGGGCCCCGCUCGCCCUCCGCAGGAGCCGCUGCACCGGGGUCUCAGCACAAACUUCUGGAACUCAUGACCCAUGAAGUCUUGUCAACAGUCACACCAUCUGAGGGUAGCAGCAAUGAAGUAGAAGCAGGCACACAGUGAGAGAGAGAGGCAGAGACACAGGCAGAGGGAGAAGCAGGCUCCAUGCACCGGGAGCCCGAUGUGGGAUUCGAUCCCGAGUCUCCAGGAUCGCGCCCCGGGCCAAAGAGUGGUGUGGGGGAUUGUAGUACCUCUUGGAGUGACUCCAGUGGCUUAUGGGACGUUGGCUUGGACCCUUGGUGACACCGUGCUGCAUGGGAUGAUGACGACUCAGAGAGAAAAAAGGCGUGAGGUCACCCUCGCUUGCCUCCUCUUGGCCACAGCAGGCUGCUUUGCUGACUUGAACCAGAUCCCUCAGGUCACUGUCCAGCCUUCUUCCACCGUCCAGAAGCUCGGAGGAACUGUGAUCCUGGGCUGUGUCGUGGAACCCCCAUGGAUGAACACCACCUGGCGCCUGAAUGGGAGAGAGCUGAAUGGCUCAGAUGAUGCCCUGGGCAUCCUCAUCACCCGCGGCACCCUCGUCAUCACUGCCCUCAAUAACCACACCGUGGGACGGUACCAGUGUGUGGCCCGGAUGCCUGCAGGGGCCGUGGCCAGUGUGCCAGCCACUGUGACACUAGCCAACCUCCAGGACUUCAAGUUGGAUGUGCAACACGUGAUUGAAGUGGAUGAGGGGAACACAGCAGUCAUUGCCUGCCACCUUCCAGAGAGCCAUCCAAAAGCCCAGGUCCGAUACAGUGUCAAGCAAGAGUGGCUAGAGGCAUCCAGAGAUAACUACCUGAUCAUGCCGUCAGGAAACCUCCAGAUUGUGAACGCAAGCCAGGAGGAUGAGGGAAUGUACAAGUGUGCUGCCUACAACCCGGUGACCCAGGAAGUGAAAACCUCGGGCUCCAGUGACCGGCUCCGCGUGCGCCGCUCUACUGCUGAGGCUGCUCGCAUCAUCUACCCCCCAGAGGCCCAGACCAUCAUUGUCACCAAAGGCCAGAGUCUGAUUCUGGAGUGUGUGGCCAGUGGGAUCCCACCCCCACGGGUCACCUGGGCCAAGGAUGGGUCCAGUGUCGCCGGCUACAACAAGACACGCUUCCUGCUAAGCAACCUCCUCAUCGAUGCCACCAGUGAGGAGGACUCAGGGACUUAUCGUUGCAUGGCCGAUAACGGAGUUGGGGAGCCUGGGGCAGCGGUCAUCCUGUAUAACGUCCAGGUAUUUGAACCCCCCGAGGUCACCAUGGAGCUGUCCCAGCUGGUCAUCCCGUGGGGCCAGAGUGCCAAGCUCACCUGUGAGGUGCGUGGGAACCCCCCGCCCUCUGUGCUGUGGCUGAGGAACGCUGUGCCCCUCGCCUCCAGCCAGCGCCUCCGACUGUCCCGCAGGGCCCUGCGGGUGGUUAGCGUAGGGCCCGAGGAUGAAGGCGUCUACCAGUGCAUGGCUGAGAACGAAGUCGGAAGCGCCCAUGCCGUGGUCCAGCUGAGAACCGCCAGGCCAGGCACAACCCUGAGGCCAUGGCGGGAUGCUAAGCUGGACACUGCCACCCCUCCCGUGCUGCCCUCCAAACCCGGAAGCCCUGACCAGAUGCUAAGGGGGCACCCAGGGCUUCCAAAGCCGCCGACAUCGGUGCAGCCAGCUUCCCCACAGUGCCCUGAAGAGAAGGGGCAGGUGGCUCCUGCAGAAGCACCCAUCAUUCUCAGCUCCCCCCGGACCUCCAAGACGGACUCAUAUGAGCUUGUGUGGCGGCCUCGGCACGAGGGUGGUAGCCGUGCGCCGAUCCUCUACUAUGUGGUGAAACACCGCAAGCAGGUCACAAACUCCUCUGACAAUUGGACUGUCUCCAGCAUUGCAGCCAGCCAACACCGCCUGACCCUCACCAGACUUGACCCCGGGAGUUUGUAUGAAGUGGAGAUGGCAGCUUACAACUGUGCAGGGGAAGGCCAGACAGCCAUGGUCACCUUCCGAACUGGACGGCGGCCCAAACCUGAAAUCAUGGCCAGCAAGGAGCAGCAGAUCCAGAGAGAUGAUCCAGGAGCCAACCCCCAGAGCAGCAGCCAGCCAGACCACGGUCGCCUCUCUCCCCCAGAAGCUCCAGACAGGCCCACUAUCUCCAUGGCCUCUGAGACAUCAGUGUAUGUGACAUGGAUUCCCCGUGGAAAUGGUGGCUUUCCAAUCCAGUCCUUCCGGGUAGAGUACAAGAAGCUAAAGAAAGUGGGGGACUGGAUUCUGGCCACCAGUGCCAUCCCUCCUUCCCGGCUCUCGGUGGAGAUCACUGGCCUAGAGAAAGGCACCUCCUACAAAUUCCGAGUCAGGGCUCUGAACAUGCUGGGGGAAAGUGAGCCCAGUGCCCCCUCCCGGCCAUAUGUGGUGUCAAGCUAUAGUGGCCGUGUGUACGAGAGGCCUGUGGCAGGCCCUUACAUCACCUUCACUGAUGCUGUCAACGAGACUACCAUCAUGCUCAAGUGGAUGUAUAUCCCAGCAAGUAACAACAACACCCCUAUCCAUGGCUUUUAUAUCUAUUAUCGACCCACAGACAGUGACAAUGAUAGUGACUACAAGAAGGAUAUGGUGGAAGGGGAUAGAUACUGGCACUCCAUCAGCCACCUGCAGCCAGAGACCUCCUACGACAUUAAGAUGCAGUGCUUCAAUGAGGGAGGGGAGAGUGAGUUCAGCAACGUGAUGAUCUGUGAAACCAAAGCUCGGAAGUCUUCUGGUCAGCCUGGUCGUCUCCCACCCCCAACUCUGGCCCCACCUCAGCUGCCACCCCCUGAAACCAUAGAGCGGCCGGUCGGCACCGGGGCCAUGGUGGCACGCUCCAGUGACCUGCCCUACCUGAUUGUUGGGGUCGUCCUGGGCUCUAUCGUCCUCAUCAUUGUCGCCUUCAUCCCCUUCUGUUUGUGGAGGGCCUGGUCUAAGCAAAAACAUACAACAGACCUGGGUUUUCCUCGAAGUGCCCUUCUGUCCUCCUCCUGCCAAUACACUAUGGUACCACUGGGAGGACUCCCAGGCCACCAAGCCAAUGGGCAGCCCUACCUCAGUGGCACCAGUAGACGGGCCUGUGCCAAUGGGAUCCAUGUGAAUAGGGGCUGCCCUGCAGCUGCCAUGGGCUACCCAGGCGUGAAACCUCAGCAACACUGCCCAGGGGUGCUUCAGCAGCAGGAUGACACCAGCAGCCUGCUAAAGCAGACCAUUCUUGGCACUGAAUAUGACCACACCAGUCACCAGGUUACCAGGGGUCCCAAGUCAAGUCCAGAUGAGGGCUCUUUCUUAUAUACGCUGCCUGAUGACUCAACUCACCAGCUGCUCCAGCCUCACCAAGACUGCCACCACCUCCUGGAGCGGCCUGCGGCCACAGGCCAGUCAGUCAUGAGGAAUGUACCCCCGAGUCCUGGGCUGGAAGCAACGUGGGACCCUCUCUUUCACCGAGGGCCCCCAUGCUGCUUGGGCCUUGUACCAGUUGAAGAAGUGGACAGUCCUAACUCCUGCCAAAUGGGUGGAGGAGACUGGCGUUCCCAGCACCCCACAGGGGCCUACACAGGGCAGGAACUUGGGAUGCGGCUCUCCCCCAGCCCGCCGGUGCAUAUAUCUUUUGAAACACCACCUCCUACAAUGUAGGCAGAAACCAAUAUCCCAGAAAGACUAUAUAUUGUUUUUAAAAAGAGACAGAGAAAAUUGGUAUUUAUUUUUCUAUAAUAGUCAUAUUUAUAUAUUUAUGCACUUGUAAAUAAAUGUAUAUGUGUUUUUAUAAUUCUGGAGAGACGCAGAGAAUCCUACCCAGUUGAGGUAUGAGAGGGAAAUCAAAGAUGCCACAAUAACAGGAUUCAGCCUGGCAAGAGUAACAGACGGGUCCGAACAGACUGUGAGAAGGCAGCAGAAAGCCCCCAGAGAAGCUGAUGAGAGGAUGAGCCUUAGGUAUACUGUCUACGAUGACAAGGAGGGAAAAGCCACAGGAUCUCAGGCUGGAGAUACUCAUGAAGACAGCCAGACCUGGUACUACAGGAAACGUUUUCAGAAGAUGCCCGUGAGAAUAGACUAAGAUGUGUAUAGUCCUAUUAGCAUUAACAAACCUUCCAGAAUCAAUAAUCUGUGGCAACCUAUCUCUGUAAAAACAAACACUGUAAUUUCUAAAUAAAUGUUUAGUCUUCCCUGUAACGUUCAACUUAGUCAUGUAUGAGUCAGCAUCCUCUUUAUAGGUUUUAGGAUUCAGUUUUUUGAGUUUUUGAAGAAAGUCUCCCCUUGUGACAUUUUUCAGUUCUGUCAAGAGUCUGAGAUCAGGAAGAGGUAGCGGAUGUCUAAUUCUUUAGGUAUUAUGUUGGUAACCGUUUUGGCCAAGAGAGAUUCAGCAUGAAGCAGGCAAGGAGAAGCAGAUUCGCAGUUCUCUUACUGAAUGGACUUGAGAUAGAUCAGCACUGCCAGAGGAGUUGACUCACUAGUUGUUUAAAAUCAACAUUUACUUACGUCUAUACAACCACAGGAUCAACCUUCAUACGUGCAGCUGGCACUAGCUGGGGCCUGAAGCUUUGCAACGAAAGCCCUAACAUUCAGACUGUUCCCAGGAGGGAAAAAUAUAUGUUGUGAGAUUUCAGCGAAGGUGAGUUACAGAUGGAAUGCCCCUGGAGACUCUCAAGUCUGGUUAAGUGAGUCAUGGAGGCAGAUGUUACAGGCUAGUCACCAGUGGGAGAAACAAGAUUCCAGGCCAAGUGCACCCUCUACUGGUCAGAAGAGAUACCGAGCCUGCGCCUAGCUUGUAUCACAUGCUUUUUCUGUCCAACAGCUAAAUUGGAAAAAGAGCUCUCAUCUUACGACAUGAUCUUCAGAAAAGUUGUAUUUAAUAUUUUAAGAAAUAAAAUGAAGGACUGUAAGGAACAUGGAAAUGAUAGAAGAAAUAAUAUGUAACUUCAGCCAUGACCUUGCACUGGGGACCUAAAAGUCACUUCAGGAGUGGGACAGGGCCAACUACUAACAAUCUUAACUCCGCUAAUCCAGGGCCUCUUGGAGCUGCGCUGUAACUCACCUCAUAGUCCAUGGGCUUUAAAUUUCAUUGUAUUUUUUCUUGUCUUUUCUUCCUUGAUAAUCCUAGGUAGUUGUCAAAGUGAAUUCUGGUGAACUUUAUGGAAGUGAUAUGUAAAAUUGCUUUCUGCACAGCCCUGGAACCGUAACAAUAUUGAAUGGUUUUAGCUCUCAAAAAAAUAUUUUUAGGAAAGAAAAAUCACUUCUAAGGUACAUUAAGUGAGAUGAAUAUGCAUAUUUACCUUAGCCAAUUGAAGGAAAAGAGGAAAAGUAUCAGGCCUCUAAAUUUUAGCCUAGAAAAUUAAAUACAUACUCGAGUUCAUUGUAUUUUAUAUUUCUUUAGACUCGGAUUAUUACAGUGCCUUUUGAAAGCCUGAUUCAGCCAUGCAAAGGCCGUAUAAUUUACCGAAGGAAGAGUAAGAGCUAGUAGGCAGGUGCCAAUGGUGGUACAGAGCCCAGUGCCAAAAGACUUUUGCACAGGACAGCCAGACUUGGCAACAAUGAGUAAAUGUGACAGAAGGGCCUCCACUCUACAGCUUCUUUUUCUUCCAGUAUUGGGCUUUGAUGAUACUGUGGACAAGAGUUCAGAAUAGCCAAAUUAUGUUAGCAGUUGACCCAGAGGUCAACUCAGUGUAGACAGAUUUUGGCCUCACUCUGAGGAGUAAGGCAGCUUUCUCUAAGACACAGCUAGAAGCAGAAAAUAAUUUGAUCAGGGGAGCAGGAGUGAAUGGAAAGGCUGAUACUAAACUACAGACUUAAGACUAAGUCUGGAAUCAAGUAGAAAUGAAACUAAAGCUAUCCAUAGGUCUUGUCCAAUUCAAAAUAAAAAACAACUUGAGUGUUAACUAUAUAUAACUAUAUAUUAUCAAACCUACAGGAUGAAGGCCUGCAUAUUGUGGACUUAAGUGGUGAUUUAGUCUUGGCUCAAUUCUGGGGGGAAUAAUAUCCUGACUGUAAAACCAAUCAGGAAAAAAAAAAAACGGAGUUGAAAAACUCAGAGAAUCUUUGCUGUGGCCCUUCCAUAGACUCUACAGUCAUUCUUGCUGCAAUUAGAAUCACAGAAUUUCAGAAUGGGAAAGAGAUUUAGAGCUUAUCCAAAUCCUUCAUUUGUUAGAUAAUAAAAUGAAGCCCAGGAAGAUUACGUAACUUCCUCGGGCUCCCACUACCACCUAGGGAAUGGUGUCUCCCUGGAGACCAACCACUUUAUCCAGGCAGUUGCUCAUUGCGGUAGCCAGCCAGUGAGGAACGGAAGCCUCCUGCCAAACAGCCGACUGAGUGAGUCUGGAAGUAGCCCUUCCAGUGCCAGCCAAGCUGCACAUGGCUGUGGCCCCAGCUCACAGCUUGACCAUAACCUCGUGAGACUCUGAGUCCAAAGCAGGCAGUUAAGCUGCUCCCAGAUUCCUGACCCUCAGAAACUGGGUCUUUGGAGGGAGAAAGGCAAUAACAAGCGAACUGUGGUGUUUCUCAUUACUGCUAAGCCUUUGUUCUUUGGCUAACAGAAAAGGAAGUCACUCUUAGAUCAUCUUCGGAGAUCCAUCUUUAACGAGACUCACAACUUGCUUUCCAGAAAAUGGGGCGGCAGGGGAGGGGGAGAAGGACUGAAAGUUGCUGAAUAAAACUUAUACCAUGUGGAACUAGUAUUCCCUUUUAUUUCUAUUAACACUCUGAAAAUUUGAAUACUUCAUCUUCACACAUUUUCCCAACCUAAGAGUUUACCCAAACUGAAACAAACUUCUUCCAUUGUGUUCAUACUGGUCUAUUCCUUGUUUUGAUGAAUAAUACUUUUUUUUUUUUAGUACUUUCAAAUAUAAACAACAUUCAUGGCCUACAGAAGCCAGAGGAAUGUGAAGUACAUGAGAAACACUGGAACCUCAAGGCUUACAUCUGAGAAAACUCUGUCUCAAAUAAGUGUUACUUAAACAUGCAGUCCUAAUGUGUAUUUUUUUUUUUAAUUUUAUAACCCAGCCACCCAUGAAGCCAGAACAUCAACACAAACUGGAAAUUGGCCUCUACAUUCCAAGCAACUUGGAUUGGUUAACUAGUUGACCACAAUAGACUUCCCAUUUUUUUUCUUUUUCAAAUUAAAUUAUAUUUUUUAUUCAAUUGUGGUAAAAUAUACAACAUAAAAUGUAUCAUUUUAAGCAUUUUUAUUGUACAGUUGUGUGAUAUUAAAGUAGAUGCUAAGGUGUU